Messenger RNA from Perognathus longimembris pacificus (Pacific pocket mouse), 2754 nucleotides. It is a transcript of the gene Rapgefl1, whose product is annotated as Rap guanine nucleotide exchange factor like 1. The record is from RefSeq and is a predicted model, not a curated record. Gene Ontology annotation, molecular function: guanyl-nucleotide exchange factor activity. The transcript has 15 exons. The coding region runs from base 315 to 2303 and encodes 662 amino acids. NCBI's taxonomy places the organism in Eukaryota, Metazoa, Chordata, Mammalia, Rodentia, Heteromyidae. Gene Ontology annotation, biological process: Ras protein signal transduction; positive regulation of GTPase activity. Gene Ontology annotation, cellular component: plasma membrane.
CCGCCGCCGCCGCCGCCGCAGCCCGGCCCUGGAGCGCGGAGCCGGGGGCACCGGCCUCGCAGCCUGUCCACCUUUUGGCUGCAGCGGGCAUGGGGGACCGCUGAGAGCGGGCACUCCCUCCGUCUGGCACCUCCCCAGGCCGCCGGCCCCUGGGCUCGGCCCCCCAGCCUCGGCCACCUCUGGCCCCAGUCCGGCGCCCGGCACGGCCCCCGGCUCUGCGCCUCCGGCCCUGGGCACCGUGUCCCCGCCCCCCCCGCCCGCGCCCGGGACACCUGGGUCCCCCGGCGGCCCCUAGGAGAGGGGCGGGGGGGGGCAUGAAGCCACUGGAGAAAUUUUUGAAGAAGCAGACGUCGCAGCUGGCGGGGCGGACGGUGGCGGGAGGUCCGGGCGGGGGUCCGGGCGGCUGCGGGGGGCCCGGCGGGGGCGGGGGGCUCGGCGGGGGCGGGGGUCCGGGCGCAGGGCCGCGGCCGCUGCAGCGGCGGCAGAGCGUGUCUCGCCUGCUGCUCCCAGCUUUCCUCCGGGAGCACCCCGCAGAGCCAGGGCUGGAGCCACCCCUGGAGGAGGAAGGAGGAGAGCCCAUGGGGGUCUCGGAGGAGCCGGGCAAUGGGGGUCCCUGUUGGCUGCAGCUAGAGGAGGUGCCCGGGCCAGGGCCGCUCGGGGGUGGGGGACCCCUGCGCUCCCCUUCUUCGUACUCCUCAGAUGAGCUGUCCCCGGGCGAGCCCCUGACGUCGCCCCCCUGGGCCCCCCUGGGCGCCCCCGAGCGGCCGGAGCAUCUUCUGAACCGGGUUCUGGAGCGGCUGGCCGGAGGGGCCACCAGGGACAGCGGCGCCUCAGAUAUCCUGCUCGAUGACAUCGUCCUUACCCAUUCCCUCUUUCUCCCAACGGAGAAAUUCCUGCAAGAGCUACACCAGUACUUUGUUCAGGCAAAGGGUGUGGAGGGCCCUGAGGGGCUGGGCCGAAAGCAGGCCUGUCUAGCUAUGCUUCUCCAUUUCUUGGACACUUACCAGGGGCUGCUGCAAGAGGAAGAGGGGGCCGGCCACAUCAUCAAGGAUCUGUACCUGCUAAUUAUGAAGGAUGAGUCCCUUUAUCAAGACCUCCGUGAGGACACACUGAGGCUGCAUCAGCUUGUGGAGACAGUGGAGCUGAAGAUUCCAGAGGAGAGCCAGCCGCCCAGCAAGCAGGUUAAACCACUCUUCCGCCACUUCCGCCGGAUAGACUCCUGUCUGCAGACCCGAGUGGCCUUCCGAGGCUCGGAUGAAAUCUUCUGCCGGGUUUACAUGCCUGACCACUCUUACGUGACCAUACGCAGUCGCCUCUCAGCAUCUGUGCAGGACAUUCUGGGCUCUGUGACGGAGAAGCUACAGUAUUCAGAAGAACCUGCAGGACGUGAGGAUUCCCUCAUCCUGGUAGCUGUGGCCUCCUCAGGAGAGAAGGUCCUGCUCCAACCCAGUGAAGAUUGUGUUUUCACCACGCUGGGAAUCAACAGCCAUCUGUUUGCCUGUACUCGUGACAGCUAUGAGGCCCUGGUACCCCUCCCUGAGGAGAUUCAGGUCUCCCCUGGAGACACAGAGAUCCACCGAGUAGAGCCAGAAGAUGUGGCCAACCACCUCACUGCCUUCCACUGGGAGCUGUUCCGAUGUGUGCACGAGCUGGAGUUUGUGGACUACGUGUUCCAUGGGGAGCGUGGGCGCCGGGAGACGGCCAACCUGGAGCUGCUGCUACAGCGCUGCAGCGAGGUCACGCACUGGGUGGCCACCGAGGUGCUGCUCUGCGAGGCCCCGGGGAAACGUGCACAGCUGCUCAAGAAGUUCAUCAAGAUCGCUGCCAUCUGCAAGCAGAACCAGGACCUCCUGUCUUUCUACGCUGUUGUCAUGGGGCUGGACAACGCAGCCGUCAGCCGUCUGCGGCUCACCUGGGAGAAGCUGCCAGGGAAAUUCAAGAACUUGUUCCGCAAAUUUGAGAACCUAACGGACCCCUGUAGGAACCACAAAAGUUACCGAGAAGUGAUCUCCAAAAUGAAGCCUCCUGUGAUUCCCUUUGUACCGCUAAUCCUCAAAGACUUGACCUUCCUGCACGAGGGGAGUAAGACCCUUGUAGAUGGUUUGGUGAACAUCGAGAAGCUGCAUUCAGUGGCCGAGAAAGUAAGGACUAUCCGCAAAUACCGGAGCAGGCCCCUCUGCCUGGACAUGGAGGCCUCCCCCCAUCAUCUGCAGACCAAGGCCUAUGUGCGCCAAUUUCAGGUCAUCGACAACCAGAAUCUCCUCUUCGAGCUCUCCUACAAGCUAGAGGCUAAUAGUCAGUGAGAGCGGAAGGGCCUGGUCUCCCCUCACAGGGUCUUUGGCACCUGGCACUCAAGCACUUUGCACAAUGUCCCAACCAGCCCACAUGGGAUAGCUUUCCCCUGGGGGCAAUUCCUGCUUCAGAAGGAAGAGUUGGAUGGACUUACAGGACUCCUAAGCCUGUUCAUCCUGCUGAAGUCACCCUUGUUCCUUCAAGUCCCAACGACACUUUGCUGGCCCGCCCUCUCCAGGAAAGAAGGCCAAGAGCUCCUUCCUCUGUCCCUUCCCAGUGAGGUCUGGUCCAGAGAUGGAGUUUCCAGUCUUUGUUCCCAAGCAGGAGGAAGUGGCCACCUCCAGGAUCAGAGAGGCAUUAUGGGAGGGAUUAGCUGCCUUCUUCCCUGCCACCUGUCUAGCUUCCCUUUGGUCAGGGCUGGGAGCCCUGUAUGCACCCCCCCCCCGUGUGUGUGUAUGUGUG